This is a messenger RNA of Dipodomys spectabilis (banner-tailed kangaroo rat), 673 nucleotides long. Its product is annotated as voltage-dependent N-type calcium channel subunit alpha-1B-like. The record is from RefSeq and is a predicted model, not a curated record. Gene Ontology annotation, biological process: chemical synaptic transmission; calcium ion import across plasma membrane. Gene Ontology annotation, molecular function: high voltage-gated calcium channel activity. The transcript is spliced from 5 exons. The annotation marks the transcript as partial. Gene Ontology annotation, cellular component: neuronal cell body; membrane; voltage-gated calcium channel complex. Lineage: Eukaryota; Metazoa; Chordata; Mammalia; Rodentia; Heteromyidae.
GUACAUGAUCCUGGCCACCAUCAUUGCCAACUGCAUAGUGCUGGCCCUGGAGCAGCACCUCCCUGAUGGGGACAAGACGCCCAUGUCUGAGCGGCUGGAUGAUACGGAGCCCUAUUUUAUCGGGAUCUUUUGCUUUGAGGCCGGCAUCAAGAUCAUCGCUCUGGGCUUUGUGUUCCACAAGGGUUCCUACCUGCGGAAUGGCUGGAACGUCAUGGACUUUGUGGUGGUCCUCACUGGGAUCCUCGCCACGGCUGGGACUGACUUCGACCUGCGGACGCUGAGGGCUGUGCGUGUGCUAAGGCCACUGAAGCUGGUGUCUGGGAUUCCGAGUCUGCAGGUGGUGCUCAAGUCCAUCAUGAAGGCUAUGGUCCCGCUGCUGCAGAUCGGGCUGCUGCUCUUCUUUGCCAUCCUCAUGUUUGCCAUCAUUGGCCUCGAGUUCUACAUGGGCAAAUUCCACAAGGCCUGUUUCCCCAACAGCACAGAUGCAGACCCUGUGGGUGACUUCCCCUGUGGCAGGGAGGCCCCGGCCCGGCUGUGUGAGGGGGACACAGAGUGCCGCGAGUACUGGGCAGGACCCAACUUUGGAAUCACCAACUUUGACAACAUCCUGUUUGCCAUCUUGACAGUGUUUCAGUGCAUCACCAUGGAGGGCUGGACAGACAUCCUCUACAAU